This is a messenger RNA of Enterospora canceri, 1743 nucleotides long. Lineage: Eukaryota; Fungi; Microsporidia; Enterocytozoonidae. The record is from the annotation of a GenBank genome assembly.
AUGGAUAGAGAAGAGAAUAAUAAUCACGGGUUUCCCAAAAAACUAUACAAAAACCAGUUACAAUUCAUCAAAGACGGUAUCGAAACCAUAAACACGAACUCCUGUGGAAUAUUUAGUUCACCAACCGGUACAGGUAAGACGAUUUCUCUUCUUAUCAUCAGUAUAAACUACAUGAAUAAGACUGAAGACGAUUUAUUUGAUUUGCUAAGGAAUUCAAAUAAGACCAAAAUUUAUUAUUGCAGUAGAACGCAUAGCCAACUUAAUCAGGUUAUGGAAGAACUCAAUACAAACAGCAACCUGUACAAAUCAACAAUUCUUGGUUCAAGGAAGCUAUAUUGCAUUAACAAGAAUGUUGAUAAAACCAAAGAUAUUGAGGAAAUAAACGAGGCAUGUUUCAGUUUGAUCAAGAAAGACGCCUGUGAGUAUUUCAAGAACAAUGAUUUCUAUCAAAUGCAAAACAGCAACAUCGUAGACAUGAAGAACAAAGGGAAAUGUGAGACAUUUUGUCCAUAUUACUAUACAAAAAACAGAGCUAGUGAAUGUGAAAUGGUUUUGUUACCUUACAAUUUAUUGUUCACACCAGAAGGAAGAAAUAGCAUUGAUUUGGAUUUAGAAGACAAGAUACUAAUUGUUGAUGAGGCACAUAAUAUUUAUGAGACGGUUAUCGACUUGAAUACAGUAGAAAUAAGCUAUCAUGAAAUAAAGAAAGCACUCUAUACCAGGGGAAUAAAUCAAGAAAUCACAGAAAUAUUGACCAAAAUAAUCAAAUUCAGAGAAAUACAUCAGGGUGACAUUACAAUGCUGGUUAAUGAUUAUAUUUUAGAAGCAAACCUAGAGAAACACAACAUGAUUGAAGUUGAUGAAUUCAUUAAAGAGAACAAACUAGCACAGAAGAAUGAAAACAUGAAAUUAUUUCACAUCAGCAAAUUUAUCAAAUUGCUAACGUAUAGUGAUUCAAAUGGACUGAUAAUACACAACAGAAACACAAUCAAGUUCACGUGUUUGAAUCCAGCACUAUAUUUUGAUGAACUAAAAAGAUGCAGGUCACUGCUAUUUGCAGGAGGAACAAUGGAACCAACAGAUCAACUGAUCAAUAUCUUCAAAAAGCAUAAACAGAUCAAGUCAUUCAAUUAUUAUACCAAAAACAGGAAGAUACUGCCAAUAAUUCUGGAGAAAACAAUUGACAAUCAAUCCAUUCUGUUAACUUAUGAAAAUAGAAACCAUCUGAUUGAAUCAGUGAUAAAAACAAUCAAAGCACUUACAUCAGUAGUGAAAAUGGGUGGUACAGUGAUAUUUGUACCAUCAAUAUUGGAUUUAUUCAAGAUUUGCCUGAAGAAUAUCAGUUUCGAUAAACCGAUAUAUUUCGAGGAGGAUUUUAAUCAAUUUGAGAAGAAUCCACAGAUAUUAAUAGCAGUUUUAGGAGGCAAAUACAGCGAAGGAAUCAACUUCAAGGACGAAAUGUGCAGACUUUUGAUUGUUGUAGGUGUUCCAUUUCCCGCCAAAUCACCCGAAUAUCUUGAAAGAUGCAAACAUGACAAAGAAUAUGCUGUGAAUACAGCAAUGAAGAAAGUAAACCAGGCCAUUGGUAGAUCCAUUAGAGACAACGAUGAUUAUUCUGUAGUUGUUUUAAUGGAUUCCAGGUACAGCCAAUUAAAACACAAAUUGAGUGGAUGGGUCUCAGAGAAAUUGGAGACCAAGAACACGUGCAUGGCAAUUGACUCGAUUAUUAAAUUUUUAGGCUAA